AUGGACUUUGCGCCCUACCAGUCCUCUCCGCCGGAGCACUCCCGCCCUUUCUCCCCGCCGCGCAGCGGGCCGGCCUCUCCGCGCGCCUCGGUCGACCGCAGCCGGCCCUUCUCGCCCUCCCAGCAGCCGCGGCAGCAGUCCACGACCUCGCCGCCGCCCCUGCAGCACCCGCAGCCGCAGCGCACCUGGUCCGGCGGCAUCCCGAGCCCGAGCUACUACCAGAACGCGGGCAGCCCCGCCAACAACAACGGCGGCGGCGGGCAGCGGGACGGGUUCCUGGGAGGCUUCGGCGGUGGCGGCUCGUCGUCGUGGGGCGACAGGGGCGGCUUCGUGAGCGAGUUCGACACGAGCCUGGGCAUACGGCUGGACUACGAGGCGUGCCUGGCGUAUCUUGCUUGCCCGCCGCUCGGGGCGAUCCUGCUGCUCAUACUGGAGAGGAAGAGCGAUUAUGUCCGGUUCCAUGCGUGGCAAUCGGCGCUGCUCUUCACCGUCAUUAUGAUCGUCCACCUCAUCUUCUCCUUCUCGCCGGUCAUGAGCUGGCUCCUUUUCUUCGGCGACCUGGCGCUCAUUGCGGUGCUCACCCUCAAGGCGUAUCGAGACGCAGAUACGCUGGAUAGAUUCGAGCUUCCCAUCAUCGGCCAGAUAGCGAGCAGGAUUCUGGACGACGAAUAG
This is a messenger RNA of Thyridium curvatum, 672 nucleotides long. RefSeq lists its product as uncharacterized. The record is from RefSeq and is a predicted model, not a curated record. The transcript is spliced from 3 exons. Lineage: Eukaryota; Fungi; Ascomycota; Sordariomycetes; Thyridiales; Thyridiaceae. The coding region runs from base 1 to 672 and encodes 223 amino acids.